CACUCGCACCAUUCGUGAUUUCAUUCGUGUGAGUGAGUUCGUCGCUUCCGUCCGACGGACUUCGUGCGACGUAGACGGGUGUGUGCGAAAGUAUGAAGUGAAAUCGUACAGAAAAGUGUGUGAAAUGUUUAGUGAUAGUUUUUAUUGUGUUAAGAAUAAAAAAUGAGUGCGAACGGAUAGCAGAGUUUCGGUACAUAACAGUGUACGGUCGCGGCACACGUAACAUUUCGUAUGAACUGUUUCAAAAUGGCUGUGUUUUGAAGGACCCUUUGUCCGCUUUCGUGUGCUUCUUUCAGCAUGAUAGUGGGAUCAUACUGUCACAAAUUUAACUUGGAGAGGUGAGGAAGGUCCUUGAUAAGUUUCAGUGGUUUCCGGGUGUAUAAACACUAGUGGAAAAGUACUGGUUCCCGUCGAAGCACGGUGUCGGUUGGUUGCUUUCUACGUGUUUCUACGCAAGCGAUACCAAACGCUCACUUACGACGUGGAAUGCAUGUCAUGUACCCGGAGCCGCCGGCGCAAUAUCGCAGUAGUCAGCCCCAGAGCCAUCCAGAGUACCAGCCGCCCUCGCCGGCGCGCCACCAACCAGCUAAGAAGCGCCGUGUGCUGAGUCCUAGCGCUCCGCCACACCACCACAACACUCCGCAACACCUCAACGACAACACAGGCUUCAAGAACAAGUGUUGGUCAGGCGUGGGGCCGGGCUGGUGCGCCGCUCCCGCCGCGCCCGCAGUGCCCGCUCGCGCGUGCGAUGCGGAGCGGUCCACGCCGCCCGCGCCCGCGCCGCUUGUCGCUCCGCCCGUGCACUGCGCCAGGCCUUGCUGCCGCGACGCGACUGUCGGAGAUAGCAGCGAACAGCGCCGCGUGGUCGGCAGCGAGGCGCGCGGCACGAGCGGCGCGGGCGCAGCGGGCGCGGGCGCGGGCGCGCGGCUGCGGGGCGCCGCUACGACGACGGCGCACGGGAAGCAGCUGGCGGCGGGCGGGGCCAACCACCCGCCCCAGCCGCAAGGUAACCACAAACGCUCCGGCUGUGGAGGCGACGGAGACUACCAGCUGGUCCAACAUGAAGUCCUCUACUCCUCGUCCAAUAGGUACGAGGUGCUGGAGUUCCUCGGGCGGGGCACCUUCGGUCAGGUGGUGAAAUGCUGGAAAAAAGGCACCAAUGAGAUCGUCGCCAUCAAGAUCCUCAAGAACCACCCCAGCUAUGCGCGCCAGGGGCAGAUCGAGGUGUCGAUCCUGUCGCGCCUCUCCCAGGAGUCGGCGGACGAGUUCAACUUCGUGCGCGCGUACGAGUGCUUCCAGCAUCGGUCGCACACGUGUCUCGUGUUCGAGAUGCUCGAGCAGAACCUGUACGACUUCCUCAAGCAGAACAAGUUCUCGCCGCUGCCGCUCAAGUACAUCCGCCCCAUCCUGCAGCAGGUCCUCACCGCGCUGCUUAAACUCAAGCAACUGGGCCUGAUCCACGCGGACCUGAAGCCGGAGAACAUAAUGCUGGUGGAGCCGGCGCGGCAGCCCUACCGCGUCAAGGUGAUCGACUUCGGCAGCGCGUCCCAUGUCAGCAAGGCCGUCUGCAACACUUACCUGCAGAGUCGCUACUACCGAGCGCCGGAAAUAAUACUCGGCCUGGCGUUCUGCGAAGCGAUCGACAUGUGGUCACUUGGCUGCGUGGUGGCCGAGCUGUUCCUCGGCUGGCCGCUGUACCCAGGCUCCUCGGAGUACGAUCAGAUCCGGUACAUCUCGCAGACGCAGGGGCUGCCUACUGAGCAUAUGCUUAACAGCGCUUCAAAAACUGCUAAGUUCUUCUACCGCGACGUGGACAGCACAUACCCGUUCUGGCGGCUGAAGACUCCCGAGGAACACGAGCUCGAGACUGGCAUCAAGAGCAAGGAGGCGAGGAAGUACAUCUUCAACUGUCUCGACGACAUCGGACAGGUCAACGUGCCUACUGAUUUAGAGGGUGGACAGUUGUUAGCAGAGAAGGCAGAUCGACGGGAGUUCAUCGAUCUGUUGAAGCGGAUGCUUACUAUGGAUCAGGAGAGACGAAUAACCCCGGGCGAAGCACUGAACCACGCGUUCGUAACACUAGCGCACCUGGUAGACUAUGCGCACUGCAACAACGUGAAGGCGUCGGUGCAGAUGAUGGAGGUGUGCCGGCGCUCGGGCGCGGGCGUGGGCGGCGUGGGUGGCGUGGGCGCCGAGUACGUGGGCGGCGUGGUCGCGCCCGCGCCGCCGCAGGCGCACCACCUGGCGCUCACCAUCAACCAGCAGCGGCUCAGGGCCGCGCCCUACGAUAACUUGUACCAGCUGUACCAGGGCGGGCGCGUGGCGGUGGGCGGGGCGCGGCAGUACGCCACCCGCGCCGCGGAGCCCUUCCCGCACCAGUUCGUGUCCUCCAUACUCUGCCAGCCCGCUUAUCAGGUGCAGCAGCUGGCGGCGGCGGCAGCAGCCGCGGCGGCCGCGCACCACCAGCACGGUGGUGUGGGUGGCGUGGGUGCCGUGGGCGGCGUGGGCGACGUGGGCGCCGUGGGCGAGUGGCGCGCGCCGCUCAUCGUGGAGCCCGCGCCACUUCCCGACCCACCCGUGUGGGACUUCCACCCUCACCACGCGCACCACCACCACAACCACAAAAGGUCCACCAAGCAGCAGACCAGUGCGGCGCCGCACUAUCCGCCGCACCAUCAAACACAUCAAUACAGCCUGUCCGGCAGUGGUGGUAAGAAGGAGCCGACGCAGCUGUCGCCCGUCAAGAAGCGAGUCAAGGAGGGCACGCCGCCAUCCAGGCACCGACACCACCAUCACGACCACACGAAUACCCGUAAUGGUGGUGGCAACCCCCUGUGGGAGGGCGGCGGCGCGGCGCACACCAUCACCAUCCGCGACACGCCGUCCCCCGCCGUGUCCGUCAUCACCAUCUCCGACUCCGACGACGACGACGGCCCGCGCCGCGACCACCACCACCAGCAGAACAGAGCAGGCGCGAGCGGCGAGUGCGCGGCGCCCCCCGCGGCCCCCGCGGCCCCUGCGGCCGGCGUCAUCUGCAGCGCGCGCAGCCCGCGGGACGAGCGGCACGUCAAGCGCGAGCACUGCCACCACCACCACGCGCCGCAACAAGCGCAGCCGCAACAGCCCCCCAGCCACUCGAGCAGCCAGCGCGCGUGCCCCGGCGCGGUGACGUCACAGGCGAUGACGUCACAGGCGGCCACGUCGCAGGCGGUGACGUCACAGGCGGUGGCGGCGCCGGCGCCGGCGCAGGCCACGCCGCAGAGCCAGAAGAAGCGCAUCCUGGCGCUCGCGCAGCAGGACGCGCAGGCCAAGCAGGAGCCGCAGCCGCAAGAACACGCCCACCAUCACUAUAACGGGACGACAUUACGCCAGACGAACGAUUACCAGUGCAAUCAAUAUGUGCCGGCGCAACACAACAAGAGAGAUAGCAGCGGCGGUUGUCGGGAGUACGGCGUGGGCGGCGUGGCGGCCGUGAGCGGCGUGGGCGUGGGCGGCGUGGGCGUGGGCGCGGUGGGCGGCGUGGGCGCGCCGCCGCAGGCGCACAAGCACGCGCCGCACGCCUGGCACCACCAUCCGCACCCGCACUACAAGGCGGGCAGCGGCGGCGUGCUGUCCCCGGGCGGGGGCGUAUCCCCCGGGUACCUGCCGCCGCCACUAUACGUGCCCACAUACCACUACCAUACCGGCGGCGUGGGCGGCGUGUCGUCGGGCGCGUGCCCGCCGCCGGCGCACCACGCGUCGGGCGCGCGGCUGCCGGCCGUGGGCGUGGCCGGCGUGGCGGGCGUGGCCGGCGUGGGCGUGCCCGGCUACCUGCAGCCCUACUCGCCCACGUACCUCGUGCCGCCGCACCACCAGCAGCUGUGGUACACCGACUGAGCCCGCCGCCUCGCCUGUGCCGGCUGCUACUGACGCCACACCUGGCGCGGCUGACGUAGCGCGGGCCCGCCCGGUGCGCUGCUGGCGAGGAGUGACGACCCGCGAUCUCUGUACACUGAUAUCACGACGUCGAUGCCUCUAAAAAUAAUCGUGUCUCGAGGCUAAUCGACAUUGAAAUUCUUAAUUCGAAUGCUACGUCGAAAUUUUCCGUAGGAAAGCGUGGUAAUGCACCAUAGUUUGGUCGUCAACACUGUCGCCUGGUUGCACGUGGUAAGAGGGAGCAGGCUAAGCUCCGACCCUCUGCGGCCUUACGGCGCCGCCGCCGCUUAAGGGCGCCAGAGACUCAAGGAACCCCGAUAUCGACUCUCACACUACAAUUUUUAAAUCAAAACUAUGACUAGUGUGUAUCAAUGUGUAUUUACAGUUCCUUAUCCCGGCCUCGAGCCGUCUAUAUACUUAUAGUUGAUCUACUUGUACAAACGGCCGUUUUCGUUUGAUUUCAUAAGUUAAUUAAUUAAAUUGUCAAUCGUACCCGACCUACUGUUAGUAGUCGCUUAGUAUGUGAAUCGAUGUAUACUUAAUAGUAUCAGAUGUGUUUAAUCGUUUAUUUUGUAAGUUCAGUAAUUUAUUUGAGCCUCGCGGUGUAGCCGCAGCGCUCUUUACUGUAUCAUAGGUUAUCGCAUUCAUUUUGUGAACAUAUUUUUACUGCGACCGAGCAGAUUAUAUUAUAUAACGCGUGGUGACAAAAGUUUAUUCGUUUACUUGUAUAAUAUGGAUUGUAAAUUUCGUUUUAAUUUUUUUAUUAUGAUUUAUGCUGCAAAAGCGAAGCGAGUAGGUUGCAUUUACUAAUAUUUUAUCUUAGACUUAGUGUUUGUACCAAAUGUUUAUUAUGGGAAUGUAAUCGUAGCUCACACGAGAUGUGCAGUGGACACUGUCCACUGCUGUGUACACUGUACAGUACAGUACGCGUACAGUACAGUACAGUGGGUGUACACCGGGAGAGUUGUUUGGUAGUGCUUUAGUUAUUAUGUGACGGUGAUUUUGUCAAUUACAGUUUGAUUGUAUCGUGGACGUAGCUUGCUUUAUAUGAGAUUUAUUAAUACGUUUUAUGUUACGUUCCAUAUCACGUAGCGUAGUGCGGCUCGCCGCUGUUUGGUUACAAACAAACAAACAUUUAUGCUGUGUUUACUACUAUAUUCAUGUUAAUGGGAGUUUUAUAUUGUAGAUAUAUUAUGUGUGUAGGGCGCGGUGACGGACUAGUAGAUGUAGAUUCAAGUAUAAUAAACGAAAUAAAAAAUCUAAGAAUUUUAUAAACAUUUAGUACACACUAAUAGUUAACGAGUGUAAUAUGCAUGUAUAUUCACUAUUAGAUAGAACAAAAAUUGUUAACUAAUUGUUCUUUAUGAUUAAAACAAAUUAAUGCAAUUAUUUUACGGCUGCAACCGAUUUAGUUUACGUGCGUAGGUCGCCCGCGCGCCCUCUGUUUAAGUAUUAAUAUAAGUCAUAUCGUACAAGUUUGGUAGUCAUUAUAACAUAUAGUAUUGUGUUGCACGACGCAUGCGCGGCGGCGCUGCGGCGAGGGCGCGGCGGUUGCUUAUUAAUUAUUGUAUAAUUAGAUGUUUAAGAGUUUAUCAUUUGUAUUCAACUAUCACUUGUAAUCACGGAUACUUGUAACCUUCAUACAUUCUUACUAUGCAAUCCGAGUUGAUUUCGUAUGCGAAACUAUUUUAUAUGACAAGACUAUGUAAUGUUAAUUUUACUAUAAUGUAGUACAUUAGUUUGCUGCCUGACAAUAAUCUAAUAUUUAGUUGUGUUACGGUUGUAGUUAUGAAAAGCAUUAUAUUUUUAGUUAUAAUUAUUUCAAUCACUUACUGAGCAUUGUAUGAGAUACGCCAACAUUUAUAUUAGACAUUACGUUUAUUAUUUCCUUUUCAUUGACAAAUAGAAUACUUACUGAUGUCAGUAGUUACGUUACUAAUGACGUAAUUCGAUAACGACAUUUUAUGAUUGGAAAGAUAUCAAUGACUGGAUCUAAACUUUCAUUUUUUUCACUUUCUUUUGUUGCUAUUAAAGUUUUUCUCCAUGUUGGCCUACUUUAUGCAAUGCUCAUGAACUCGCGGCCGGACACGCCUCAUUACCAACAUUGUUCAUACUUAUAAUCCUAUACCACUAAAGUAAUAAAAUCAUAUAAAACUUCAGUUAGAAAAUUUAUCGCAGUAUUGCAGAAAAGAGUAGGAAAUUAUCUUUUAAAAUUAGAACUGUCUUGAACAGACUUUAACGUAAUCAUACAUACCAGUGCAAAUCGUAAUCAUUUAGUUUUCUCCUCUUUUCGGACUGCAUGAAUUUUCUUUUAUUGUCAAGUGAUAGGCAAGCGAUAUUUGAUGUUUAUAUGCAAGUGAGCUCAGUACAGGAGGCACGUCCGGCCGCGGGCCGCCGCGAGACUCGUGCGAGGCUUAGUCAAUGAUCUCUCCCCGCGCACCGCACUCUUCGCCUCAACAAGAUUCGACCUAGUAAUUAUUAUUUAUAAGAUAUUUUUUUCACAAUUCUGGGGUUUAUUUUUAAAUGUAUUAACAGAUGGAAUGUUAACAUAUUUUCUAAAUAUAUUUUUCCUUAGAUAUUUAAAAAGCUUCCGCUUGAAUUUAGCUGGAGGAUUGCCUUAUUAUAGAUAAAAUGUAUAUCAUGGUAUGGGGCACGCACGCAGCCGACACGUCGGCGCGACUCUGUGAUCUUACUCAAUAUUUAGACGAAUCUUGUAAAUUUUGGGUUGUUGCAAUAAAAUUUUACUUGUGUAUAAAAUUGCAUUUUGCGAAGCAGCUGGAUGAAAUCAUGCCCCAUGUAUGUGUAUAUUUAGUUAAACGAUGGUUUCACCGCGGCGCGUGCCCACGCGACCACGCCGACUCUACCGCGAGACGUUCAUUGACAAUAAUUUAUUACGAUUGAAUGUACAAAUACUCCAGAUGUAUGCAUCUGCUUACGAAUCAGUCAACCUGCCCCGGCCGCGGCCGAUCUGUUCGCUUCCACUGUGAUUGUAUCGUACUAUUAUGUUAUUCAUAUGAUUGUGUCGGUGAAACUAUUAUCGUAGAUUACGUUUGAUUUUAAUGAUUUGAUGUAAUAUUUAACUAUAAGUACCUGCCGGUACGAGCUGAGAGCUAACUCUACAAUAAUGGGUAUUUUACGUUUUAAUUUAGCGUAUUAGGGGCUUGUGUAACACAAGUUGAUAUGAUUAACAUGUUUUAAAUUGGAUAUGUGGGUAAUCAGGGAUGAAGCACUGAUGUUGCUUAAGUUUUUCUUCAAUAAUAAUAAUCAAAUAGUUAUUAUUAGAGAGCAAAUUGUAAAUAAACAUUCAGAUAUCCCUUUU
This is a messenger RNA of Pectinophora gossypiella (pink bollworm), 7234 nucleotides long. It is a transcript of the gene Hipk, whose product is annotated as homeodomain-interacting protein kinase 2. The record is from RefSeq and is a predicted model, not a curated record. The transcript has 22 exons. Gene Ontology annotation, molecular function: ATP binding; protein serine/threonine kinase activity; protein tyrosine kinase activity. Gene Ontology annotation, cellular component: cytoplasm; nucleus. Lineage: Eukaryota; Metazoa; Arthropoda; Insecta; Lepidoptera; Gelechiidae. Gene Ontology annotation, biological process: peptidyl-threonine phosphorylation; peptidyl-serine phosphorylation. Bases 487 to 3876 code for a protein of 1129 amino acids.